Molecule: messenger RNA, 4588 nt
Organism: Siniperca chuatsi (mandarin fish)
Lineage: Eukaryota; Metazoa; Chordata; Actinopteri; Centrarchiformes; Sinipercidae
Gene: tmem91
Product: transmembrane protein 91
Exons: 4
Coding region: 1629-2366 (245 amino acids)
Cellular component (GO): membrane; intracellular membrane-bounded organelle
Source: RefSeq, a predicted model, not a curated record
CAGAGGUGGGGGGAGAAAGAGAGGAGAGGAGGAGAGCUGUAUUUGGAAAGUCAGAGAAAAGCUGAGAGUGGCAGAAGAAAGUUGACACCGUGUAAGAUGCACUGCAACCGCAACAAGGAUUAAUGACAGACCUUCUCCUUUCUUUGAGAAGGAGAGAGCGAGCCGAGUAGGAUGCCAGAGAAGAUGCUGUGCAGGGGGAAAGGGAGUCUUUGACAAAGCAUGCACAUUACUGCUGCCAGGUUGCACAUGUGAAAUAGGUGCAUCUGCAUGCAUUCACAGCCGCAUCAGCACCGCUCGACUGAGGGGUGCCGACAAGUUUGACUCACGCUCUGUAACUCAAUGCUCACAUCCCCUCUUUCACACAAACACGUGCAGGAUACACACAAUCCGUUCGUCUCUUCACAUACACGAAUACACACACACACCUACUGCACAUGCACACGCUAAAACCAAACAAAUCAGUGGAUCAGUGUGUGACAGCAUUCAGUUCUGUGGAUGGUUUGGUUUGCGGAGGACUCAUCCCGAGGGCAGGACAGGACGGAGCAGGACGGAUCCGAGACCUCCUCGUCCUCAUCUGACAACUGGAUAGAGAGCUGCCCGACUCCCCAUCUGUCCUGAGUGAAACCCUCUUAAGAUGGACGGGGUACAUUAAAAAUACACGUUCCAAAGGAGCACUGUCGUGGCAAGUAGCGAACCCACAGCCAUAAAUCAACACCGGAGGACUUUGAUUUCUUCAUUAUCGCUUCCUGCUGCAACAGCAGAGGAACAGGCAUGUUGGCAGGCCGGCUGUCCUGCGGAUGUGCACCAUAGGAUUCUAUUUCUGGAGCCUCAUUGCUUUAACAGAUUAACUGCCCUCAAAUAUGGCCCCAAUCCAUUCAUUGCACCACUAGUUUGACUGCUGCUGGAGGUUGUGCAUAUUCAAGCUUCAAAAGACCCCACUGUGUGUCAGUCCAGUCAUUUGAAGACUCCUGCAAUAAUACUACUCACAAGUCAUUGCCCAUUUCCAUCCAGAACAGUUGAAGGGAAAGACUGACAUCCAAAGCUUUCACACUAAUACCAUGACACUGUGCUUAUAUUAAGACUUCAGAUUUUAUUGCAAGAGACAUUUUCCACGAGCUCCUGAGGGCAAAUCACACUGAAAUUCCAUUGCCCAGUGUUUUCAUUAGCCUGUCUGGGGCUAAUCAAGGUCCUCCAUCAUCAGAAUUGACAUUUCCAUAUUGUGUGAGAGAGAAAGUAGCCCCCAUUAGCAUAUUCAUGAACAAUGACACACUUAAUCAUGUGAAAUGGAAGACAUGGGGCAAACCCUGAGCCAUCAAGCCCUGAAACAAAUAGCUUAUGACAUGUGAGGAAAAGAGGAUCUUGAAUCCCCCUACGCAACUUCAGCACAUCCCAUAGCACACAGGAGAAGGCUACCACUGGCACAUUAAGGAUAUUUCACUCAUAAACCUGACAUGUGUUGUUGGCCUCUGGACCAAGGCCUAUAAUAAGAUUAAAAAAUAGGAUUAAAGAUGGAUUAUCACUGAAACCCAUCGGACACUCUUCAGGGAGACACUCUGCAGACAGAUUUGUGUAUUACAUUUGGUUGUUGAUGUGGUGGCCUCUUGUGUGGUUGGUAUUAAAAGAGAGGGAUGGAGAAUCUAGAUGAGCUGGAGCACCCUCUUCUGGGAGAAAGCCCCAAUACCAACCGGGAAUCAGGGCCGGGUCCGGGGCCCGGGACUGGACAGGCCCCUGGCGGGCUGUUCAAAGGCAUCUUGGUUAAGUGUGAGGAGGACAGGGCCUACCCUCCUUUAGCAUGGAGGAGCUAUUGUGGACAUCCACCUGAGCUUCAGCAGCAGCAGUUACUGGACCCUUGCUCCUUACCUUGCACUCUGGAGUCCUUUUACCCACCGGCCCCCAUCUGGGGCCACGCUGACUCCCUGCUCAGCAAAGACUACCUGGAGACCACCUUUGUGGACAUUCGGCCCGGCUCCACAUUGGAGAGUAAGCUGCUGGCCGAGACGCAGGACUUCCACAGUGUGUCCUACAGCAUGGAUGAUGAGGAUGACUUGCUUCCUGACUCUGACGACUCAUCCAUUGAUGACUUCAGUGAUACAGACAGCGAGAGCAACUUCCCUCUGAUGAUCCCUCAGGACUACCUGGGUCUGGCCUUUUUCUCCAUGCUCUGCUGCUUCUGGCCCCUGGGCAUCGCAGCCUUCUACCUUUCACAGAAGACCAACAAGGCAUCAGCUCAGGGGGAUUUUCAGGGGGCCAACGCAGCGUCUCGCCAGGCUCUGUGGCUCUCAGUGCUCUCCAUUGUGUUUGGAAUCAUAACGUACAUCUGCGCCAUCGCUGCAUUGAUUUCCUACCUGUCUGGAAAACCACCAUAAAAGCAACUCUUGCACAACCAUACACACACAAAAAACAGACCUCUCACACAUUUCAUGAAUAUCAACACAUGCCAACAUUUGACCUGUAAAUGUAAAAAAUCACGGUCUUUGUCUGUCGACCCAAUCUGCAGUCAUGUUUUAUCUACACCAAGCUGGAAAAGCGGACAAGAGAACGGUUUGUGAACACAACAGGGGAGCUGGUGUGUAGAUUAUAAUCACUUCUAAUUGGAUUAGGACAUAAUUCAACUCAGAGGACAUUCCUCACAUGUGAAGAAAAAUCAACAAGAAGUUAUACAAUAUCACUCUAUAUAGAACAUUCAGUCUGUAAAUGUGAUUUGUUUUGUCACCCGAGGACUUAAGUUACCUGCCAUCAUUUAAAUCUGUGCUGUAGUCAUCAUCACAUGUAAAAACAAAAAAACUGUGACAUCAAAUGCAGAUGUUAUCACAACACUGUAGGUAUCGCUGUCACAAUAACAAUGGAUGAAUAAUGAGAAGCAGAAAGAGAAGAGAGGGGAUAUGUGGCCUCGUCUGCCCAGGAGGAGCCAAGUGGAGGGCAGCGGAGGGCAGUAUACGGCGAUGGAGUCUGCAGAUUUAUGAGAAGGUCACAGCAAGGACGUGGCAGCGGCUAAAUCCUGAUGGACCUCACUGUGGGAGGGCCUGAGCCAGCCCUGUGGGAGGAAAGCUGGUGAUGGCUUUUUUUUUUUUUUAAUAUGAGGAGCCAAAAGCAAUAACCCAGAAUUUCUUGCUACUCCUCUGGCCACAGCGAGGGACCCACAUGGAAACACUGCACAUCGUCAUUCAUCCCAUCCUGAUUUCAUUCAGCAUCACUCAUUGUUUACCUGCAGAAAGGAUUGAUUCUGCUUUGUUUAUGCUAAGUUGAGUUAGUAUCUUUAUGUUGAAAUACACAAAAAAAAAACUAAAUGAAAAAUACAUAUAGUGCCAUUCUAUAAGAAAAUAAAAAUAAACGAGGAUUUCAGGAGUUUUCAUAUGAAAUGCAAGGUCGUGAUGUGAAACUCAGACUCAGAAAUAAAGGAGCUGCUUCUAUAUACAGUGCUAGGAAACGAUGACAUAGAGGGGUGCAGAUUUGCAAGGAAAAGUGCCAAAAAUACAAUAGAAACUCUUACGGAUGCUCCUUUCAUGAGCUGUUCCAUUAAUAGCAGCAACCAGGCUGCUACUCUACGCUCCCCAAAUAUAGAUUCUGCUAUUUUCUCCUCCAAAACGAGGACUGAAAUCCUUCAGGAACUUGCUUCUUGCAGUAUGUCAAACUUGAAAAUGAAGUUGCUGCUCAGGCUUAAGCAAACAAACACAGUAACACUCGUUCAGAUGAGCAAAGGGGUAAAAAAAAAUGUUGCAAAAAAUAGUCUAUCGAGACAUCUAGCGCUCAGCCAUGUGACGACGCAUGAGUCAGUAAAAUCUCCAUUUAGGUCACAACAGCAACCUGCAUGGCGAGUUUGUAGUUUGUCGUGCACAAACCUACUCCAAGCUUCAUCCACUUCCUUCAUUUGGUCCUGAUUUAUUGCAAAAACAGCUUUGAUAAAAGAAAAAACAACUCUGGCCAUAUUGGUUUGAGCUUAAAUGUGCCAUUAACAAAACAGUGAACAAAGAAGAACUCCCAAGUAAAUAUUUUAAAAAACGACUAAGGCAAAAGUUGACAUUUUCUAUUUAGAUGUAUAGUUUUUAUAGUCCACAGUUGAACUACAAGUAUCUCAAAUCAAAUGUUUUAUGCAAACCCGGUGUUGUGUCAAGACUAAGCUGAUAAUAGUACUGUAAGUGUAUAUGUAGACACACCUGUGAUAUCUCAGUGUCUAACCCUUGUCAGCGAUCACUGCUGAUGUGCUGUGAUACAGCUGCACUAAGUCCACACGGUGUCGUACAGUUCUGACAAUCCUGAACCAUCCUCUGUCUCCACCGGACAUUUGUGUCAAUGAAAAAAUGCCCCUAUGUUGUUACAGCUGAGUUACCACAAUUAGUGAUUUAUAUGGGGGCAUUUAAUGUGAAUUGCCUUGACUGAUCUCGCUGUCAUGAGACAGGCUCUGAUCAGAUUUGUCUCACUUUGUAUCACUUACAUAACUACUGGUGAAGUUGACAACUCAUGUGAAUCGAUAAAGGUCAAAGGUUGUGGCAAAUGAGACUUAUUAGUACAAGAGAUAUUCAGUUAUUUCCCAGUUCACAUCUUUGACUGAAAGAAAAAUCUAUGAAUCCCAAUAAAUGCACUUGUUUGA